AUGCAGCAGCAUCAGGGCUACAGACCCAUCCCGAAAAACUACCAGCAUGUUCUUGCCUUCAUCUUUGCCAUGCAAGAGAUCAACAAGAAUGCCAGAAUCUUAUCCAACAUCACGUUGGGAUCAACAUUUUAUGAGAAUGCUUUUAAUCCUUUGCGAACUUGUGGAAACACUCUUGCUCUUCUAUCCAUGGGACAACGAAAUCCCCCCAAUUACCACUGUAAUGGGGAAGAUAAAUUAAUUGCCAUCGUUGGAGGGCUCACCUCCCAAAACUCCCUUCAGAUGGCCAAUAUAUUAAGCACCUACAAGAUGCCACAGCAACCCAGCAACACCACCACCAAUAUCUUCUACUCCCCCUUCUUGCAAACUGUCUGUGCCUGCUCUAACUAUCUCAGUGAACUCUUCUUGGAGAAUGGGGACUGGACCUGCCCCCUCCUGAAGACUGCCAAACUCAGAUUACAGCUCAGCUAUGGCUCCUUGGAUCCAGUGCUGAGUGACCAAAGGAACUUCCCUUCCUUCUUCCAAAUGGUCCCCAAUGAAGAAGCUCAGUAUGAUGGCAUUGUUUGGCUACUCAGGAAGUUUGGGUGGAACUGGAUUGGCCUCCUUGUUUCAGAAGAUGACAGUGGAGAAACCUUCCUUCGUAACAAUCUAAUUGAAACAAGUUGGGAACCCUGCUCUGGGGAGGAGAAGCUGGAGAAACUCCCUGGACCUGUGUUUGAAAUGGAAAUGUCCAGCCAGAGCUACACCAUCUACAAUGCCGUCCAUGCUGUAGCACAUGCUCUCCAUAGCAUGUAUUCAUCAACAGCCAAACAGAAAGUACUGGGCGAGAGAAGGAUGCAGCAAAAAGUUCAGCCCUGGCAGCUCCAGUCCUUCCUGAAAAACAUCCACUUCAACAACAGUGCUGGGGAAGAAAUCUCUUUUGAUGAGAAGGGGCAGCAGGCAGGUGGCUAUGAUCUCCUCAACUUGGUCACAUUUCCCAAUGAGUCCUUCCAGAGAGUCCGAGUGGGGAGGGUGGACCCUCAGGAACCCCCAGGAAAAGAGUUCACAGUGGAUGGAAGUGCCAUUGCAUGGAAUCCCAAGUUCAAGCAGAAGCUGCCCGUUUCCACCUGUGUUGAGAGCUGCCAUCCUGGACAGAGUAUGUUUACGCAGCAGGGAAAGCAAAUCUGUUGCUAUGACUGUGUUCAGUGCCCUAAAGGGAGGAUUUCAGUCCAGAAGGAUGCAGAUCAGUGUGAGAAGUGCCCAGAUGAUCACUACCCAAAUGCCUUUCAGGACCAAUGUAUUCCAAAAACAAUCAGCUACCUAUCCUAUGAGGAGCCCUUGGGGGCGAUUCUGGCUUCCUCGGCUCUCCUGCUUUCCCUGGUCACACUUGUUGUGAUGGGGACCUUCGCUCUGCACUGGAACACUCCCAUUGUCAAAGCCAACAACUGGGGCAUCACCUGCACCUUGCUCUCUUCUCUGCUGCUCUGCUUUCUCUGCUCCUUCUUAUUCAUUGGCAGGCCUACAAAGGUGACCUGUGUCUUGAGGCAAACCGUCUUUGGCAUCGUCUUCUCCAUUGCUGUUGCUUGUGUGUUAGCCAAAACCCUCACGGUGGUUUUGGCAUUCAUGGUGACCAAGCCUGGGAACAGCCUGAGGAAAUGGCUUGGGAAGAGGCUGGCAGGAUCCCUGAUCACCUUCUGCUCUCUCAUUCAAGCUGGCAUCUGUCUUGGCUGGCUGGCAUCCUCUCCCCCAUUCCCAGAGUUUGACCUGCACUCCCAGGACGGGCAAAUCAUAGUGCAGUGCAAUGAAGGCUCAGACAUCAUGUUCCACCUGAUUCUGGGCUACAUGGGUCUUUUGGCCAUUGUCAGCUUCUCUGUGGCUUUCUUUGCCAGGAAGUUGCCUGAUACUUUCAAUGAAGCCAAGCUGAUUACCUUCAGCAUGCUGGUCUUCUGCAGUGUUUGGCUGUCCUUUGUCCCCACUUAUCUGAGCACCAAAGGGAAAUACAUGGUGGCUGUGGAGAUCUUCUCCAUCUUAGCCUCUACUGCUGGCUUAUUGGGCUGCAUCUUUCUCCCCAAAAUCUUCAUCAUUAUACUUAGACCUGAGAUGAACAGUAAGGAGAGGUUAAUAAGGAAGAAGGAGGACCGUAGUUGA
Lacerta agilis (Sand lizard) is the source of this 2124-nucleotide messenger RNA. RefSeq names its product vomeronasal type-2 receptor 26-like. The coding region runs from base 1 to 2124 and encodes 707 amino acids. The record is from RefSeq and is a predicted model, not a curated record. Gene Ontology annotation, biological process: G protein-coupled receptor signaling pathway. NCBI's taxonomy places the organism in Eukaryota, Metazoa, Chordata, Lepidosauria, Squamata, Lacertidae. The transcript has 8 exons. Gene Ontology annotation, molecular function: G protein-coupled receptor activity. Gene Ontology annotation, cellular component: membrane.